AUGGCCGACGAAGACGAUCCUGUCGUAGCGUCCUAUGAUGUCUGCUUGAGUAGUAAUGUCUUUUCGGGCGAUGCGGGCUCAUCGAACUUGUACCUUCUCCAGUACCCGUCCCACCGUCCACGGUCGAAACCAUACAAUGCCGCCCGAUCGCAAGCUCCUACCUUUCUACGCCUCAAGCCCGAAGCUGGCUUCGUGGAGGUUGAUGUACCUAUCCUAAAACACGAACACUACAAUGAGAACCAGGGGCAAAGGUUUGGCAAAGCAAUGGCAGACAGCCGCACACUUCAAGCAGGAGGCUCUUACGGGCUGGCUGGUGGCUUUGGCACAGGUUCAGUCCAGCCAAGAGUGCGAGAUGUCCCUAUGCAUGACCAGAUAAAUGCACCUGUACCCGCAUUGGACACUCAGACUUUAGGCGGGAAGAUAACCAAACCAACCGCCCGCGACCCCAUCUACUUGAUCGGCUACGUGCAUCAGAACAAAAUUCAACUCUCCCACCUGGAUGCCAUUGUGCAGAUGCGCCCUCAGCUGCAUCACAUUGACGCUGAAGAGGAGCUCAAUCAGAAGCGGGCGCAAGGGGGCGCUAAUGCUGGCGCUUCAAGACAGAAGCCAGGCAUGGAACCACCAGCACCGAAGGUGGAAUCGAAGGCCAUUGAGAUCAAAAUCAAAGACAACAAGGAUGAUAUGAAGGAUCGGACUAUGAAAGACAACGCGCGCCAGCUGCGGGAUAUUCUGGUGGAUCCGUGGCAGAACCACGAAUGGGUGGACGAGGACGAAGAGGAGGCCAGGACGGCAUUGCGCGCCUCGUUAGGUUCUGCAGACAGUGUUCCUCUGCCCAAACUUCGAAGUGCUCUAGGCAAUGGCGAUUGGUUAGAAAAGAUGAGUGCCCCGCGAGAGGAAGGAAAGAAAGGCCUGCUGUCAAAGCUACGCGGUCGAGAGCGGGAACGGGCACGUAGGAAGAAAGCCGAGGAAGAAAAGCGCCAACGUCAGCGAGAAGCCGCCGGCAAUGCACCAGAGUCAUCCGGCCCGUUCUUGGACAUGAGCGACGACAGUGAGCUGAGCAGUCCCGAAAUCACGGAUGACGACUUGGCGGACGAAGUCGCGGCAUCAGAAAUGAAGGCCACAGAGGAGGUGCAGGUCAAGGAGGAGCCAGCCCCUUUUCCGGCCACAAAAAGAAGUCUGCUGGCAUCGGCUCCGAUACCAAAGAAAAGAGGGCGGCCGCGGAAGAAUCCAGCCGCCGAGUAG
Cladophialophora yegresii CBS 114405 is the source of this 1242-nucleotide messenger RNA. RefSeq lists its product as uncharacterized. NCBI's taxonomy places the organism in Eukaryota, Fungi, Ascomycota, Eurotiomycetes, Chaetothyriales, Herpotrichiellaceae. The record is from RefSeq and is a predicted model, not a curated record. Gene Ontology annotation, biological process: DNA-templated transcription. Gene Ontology annotation, cellular component: RNA polymerase III complex; nucleus. The transcript has a single exon. Bases 1 to 1242 code for a protein of 413 amino acids.